Molecule: messenger RNA, 309 nt
Organism: Diatraea saccharalis (sugarcane borer)
Lineage: Eukaryota; Metazoa; Arthropoda; Insecta; Lepidoptera; Crambidae
Source: the annotation of a GenBank genome assembly
AUGUCUGAUACUGAAAAACGAGAGAAUACAAGAUCUACCAAUUCUUUUGAUAAAAUUGGAAUGAAAAUGAAAACUGAUAAUGAAAGUUUUGAUAUCAGUGACUCAUCUUCUGAUUCAAUACACUUAGCUGGAAUGAAGUCUCCAUUUCGAUGGGAGAGUGAACAAGAAACUUCUGAUAAUCUUUAUGGUUUAAAUCCACGAUUUAUAGAAUCCAUUGGCAUUAAACUUCCUCUGGAUAAGUGGGUUCAUGUGUCAAAUCGGCAAGAGUGGUGCGGUCCUACACCAGAUGAAUACCUAAGCACUAGAUAA